AUGGGGGAGUAUAUAGCUAUUGGCUCCCUCUGCUUGGCAGGUUGGGAUACCAUCCCUCAGGAUGUGUUGGAUGCUGAUCUCCUAGGGGACAAAGGUGGUGAUGAGGAGUUUGAGGAGGAGGAGGUGGUGGAUGAGGCGUUUGAGGAUGAUGAUAUUAGACAUGUCCUGUUUGCAUGCGACGCGCAGGGGCGGGACGCGUUGAAGUAUGAGGGGCCGAGUUUCGACACGUGUGGGGGGCACCCGUCUCCCUUCGGCCAGUACCACUACCACGUCGCGCCUGGCGUGGCCAACCCCUCUGCCAUCUCCACCUCUCGCACCACCGACUUCCAGCUCUGCUC
Messenger RNA from Closterium sp. Naga37s-1, 338 nucleotides. Lineage: Eukaryota; Viridiplantae; Streptophyta; Zygnematophyceae; Desmidiales; Closteriaceae. The record is from the annotation of a GenBank genome assembly.